This is a messenger RNA of Drosophila erecta, 6605 nucleotides long. It is a transcript of the gene ATP8B, whose product is annotated as phospholipid-transporting ATPase ID. Gene Ontology annotation, biological process: Golgi organization; phospholipid translocation. Gene Ontology annotation, cellular component: plasma membrane. The coding region runs from base 469 to 5424 and encodes 1651 amino acids. Gene Ontology annotation, molecular function: ATP binding; ATP hydrolysis activity; ATPase-coupled intramembrane lipid carrier activity. The record is from RefSeq and is a predicted model, not a curated record. The transcript is spliced from 20 exons. Lineage: Eukaryota; Metazoa; Arthropoda; Insecta; Diptera; Drosophilidae.
CCCGCCCGUUUGGUUGCCUUGGCAGCGCAGUCGGCAAUUUGUUGUCAUCGUUUUGCUCGCAUUUCGCUCAGCUGACGGCGUCGCAGUCGCCGUCGCCGUCGCCGUCGCCCAUUUUGGCCGCAGUUUGCGCGCGGCAGUUGGGCAUUUGGCUUUGGCGUUAGCCGUUUUUGUUUUAUCGCGCUGCGGACCGCCGACCGCCUAGCAAUUCGCGUUGCCUUGGGCCACUUAAAUAGAAUAUAACUCCUUGCUUCGCGAAGAACUCGAGUUGCAGUUGUAAAAUAAGGUGUUUCCGCGUUGCCAUAAAAACUUCCGCGGAAAACUAAUAAAAGGCAAAAAAUAUGAAAACGGAAAAAACGGAAAAACCGAACGCAAGCGGUGCAAAAUAAGUGCAAGAAAUGUGCUAAAAAUAAUGAAGUGUAAUGUGGACGCCUCAUAUCGAUACUGUUCCACCUAUAGCCUAAGCUGGUCAUGAUCGGGGGCAGGAGAUGCAGCGAAGCCGCCCGGCGGCUGAAAAGGCGUCCUGACACGCUGGAGCUUUCCGUUCUGGAUGGCCAACCCAUGGAAACGGAACUCCAACUCCAAGAGGAUAAUGAAGGGACCCCAUCAAAGGGAGCCGGAAAUGUGAAUGAAUCCGGAUUAGGAGCUACCGAAGUUUCACGCUCUGCGCCCAGCAAAAGAACACGCUGGUUUCAGUUCGCCAGGAGCUCCAAAAACCGAAGGAAACGAUUGCACUGCGAUGAAGAUGAGGAAGUUGUGCAGCAGGACAGAAGGAAUUCCGACUUGGAGGGCAGUCGGAGGGCGUGCCUCGCCCAACCUGAGGGCAUGAAUAUAGGCAGCUCAACUCAAACCAUCGCCACACCCCUGAUGAUGGGUGACAGUUUCUACAGCCUGGCGCCGGGAGGAGGCAAUCCAUCAGCCAACAAAUCCGACGACUUGGAGCUGUAUAAGCAGAGAGAUCCUUCGGUGACCUCUGAGUCAAAGUCGGCGCCCAGUAUGAGACGUCUUUCACAGAUUAGAAGGCGACGCAGCUCGUACUACUUUUCUGAAAACGAACGUAGAAUUCGAGCCAACGACAAAGAGUUCAAUGCCCAGUUCAAAUAUCACAACAAUUACAUCAAGACCUCCAAGUAUUCGCUGUUCACGUUUCUGCCUUUCAACCUGCUGGAGCAAUUCCAGCGGCUGGCCAACUUCUAUUUCCUCUGCCUGUUGGUCCUCCAGCUGAUACCCGCGAUAUCCUCGCUCACUCCGGUGACCACAGCAAUUCCCCUGAUCGGAGUACUUACUCUGACGGCUGUUAAGGAUGCCUAUGAUGAUAUUCAACGGCAUAUUUCUGACUCGCAGGUGAACAAUCGCAAGUCGAAAACGCUGCGCAAUGGCAAGUUGGUGGAGGCCAAGUGGUCGGAGGUACAGGUGGGCGAUGUCAUUCGGCUGGACAACAAUCAGUUCGUGGCCGCCGACACCCUGUUGCUGUCCACAUCGGAGCCAAAUGGUCUGUGCUUCAUCGAGACAGCCGAACUGGAUGGGGAGACGAAUCUCAAGGCAAAGCAAUGCCUGACGGAAACCAUCGAGCUGGGUGAUCGCCAUGAUCUGCUGUGGAACUUCAACGGCGAGAUCAUUUGCGAGCGGCCCAACAACCUGCUGAACAAAUUCGAUGGCACCUUGAUUUGGCGGGGUCAGAGGUUCGCCCUGGACAACGAGAAGAUCCUGCUGAGGGGCUGUGUUCUCCGGAACACGCAGUGGUGCUAUGGCGUUGUGGUCUUCGCCGGAGUGGACACCAAGUUGAUGCAGAACUCCGGAAAGACCCAGUUCAAGAGCACUGGCGUGGAUCGCCUGCUCAACUUUAUUAUUAUUGGGAUCGUCCUCUUUCUGGUGUCGAUUUGUGCCCUUUUUGCGAUAGGCUGCGCCAUCUGGGAGGGCCUGAUUGGCCAGCACUUCCAAUUGUAUCUGCCUUGGGAGCACAUCAUACCCAAAGAUUACAUACCCACGGGAGCAACAGUCAUUGGAUUGCUGGUCUUCUUCUCGUAUGCCAUAGUCUUAAACACAGUUGUGCCAAUCUCACUCUACGUUUCAGUAGAGGUUAUACGCUUCGUACAAUCGUUUCUCAUCAACUGGGAUGAGGAGAUGUACUACCCGACCACCAAUACCUAUGCCAAAGCCCGCACCACCACGCUCAACGAGGAGCUGGGCCAGAUCCAGUACAUAUUCUCGGACAAGACGGGCACCCUCACCCAGAACAUCAUGACGUUCAACAAGUGCAGCAUCAAUGGGCGCAGUUAUGGCGAUGUGAUUGACCUGCGCACCGGCGAGCUGGUCGAGAUUACGGAGCAGCAAACAAUUUUCCAAAAUAGCAACACCAACAACAGACCCAGCCCCUCAAGUGGAGCUAUCGCAGCACCACCUGCAGCACCACCUGCAGCACCUCCUGCAGCACCACCCCCCAUCAUCCUAGUGCACAAGGCCGAGGUCCAUGCGAAGAAGAGUUCCAUGGUGGUCACAUCCUCCGGGGAGGCGCAAGUGCUGCCAGACAGACCCAGAUCGGAUCACGAGCGGCCUGCGCCGCCGUUGGAGGCCAGUGAAAAGCGGCCAGGACUCAAGCAUGUGCGAUACUCGGCGCCCGGUAGAAGUCAGGACGAAGACUCUGGCCGUUUGUCGCCCAGGUUGGGCGGAAGUGGAGCUCUCAGUCCACCCAUAGGCAGUGAGGAGCGACGAAGCAGUGGUGGCUUCAAAAGGAUUGGAGCCGGAUGUAUGCAGCGCCAAUUGUCCCGCACUAGCAGCUGCGACAAAGCCCUUCAAAGUGUUGACUUUUCGGCCAAUCCGCAUCACGAGACUGACUUCCGAUGGUACGAUCGCACGUUGCUGGAUGCCGUCCGGUCGGAUGAGGAGCACUCCCACGUGUUUUUCCGCCUCCUGGCCCUCUGCCACACGGUCAUGGCCGAAACGGUGGACGGUAAGUUGGAGUACCAGGCCCAAAGUCCCGAUGAGGCUGCCCUCGUUUCGGCCGCUCGCAAUUUUGGCUUUGUCUUUCGCACACGAACACCGAAUAGUAUUACCAUCGAGGUGAUGGGACAAACGGAGGAAUACGAGCUCCUAAAUAUCCUUGACUUCAACAACGUCCGCAAGCGGAUGUCUGUGAUUCUCCGGCGCGGCGACUCCAUGGUGCUCUACUGCAAAGGAGCGGACAAUGUGAUAUAUGAUCGUCUGCAUGGCGGACAGGAGGACCUAAAGGCGCGCACCCAGGACCACCUUAAUAAAUUUGCCGGCGAGGGCUUACGUACUCUAGCUCUGGCUGAACGGCGCUUAACGGAGCAGUACUACAACGACUGGAGGAGUCGGCAACAGGAGGCAGCCCUUUCGAUGGACUCGAGGGAGCAGAAGCUGAAUGCCAUUUACGAGGAGAUCGAGAGCGAGAUGCAGCUGGUUGGGGUGACGGCAAUUGAGGACAAACUGCAGGACGGCGUGCCCAAGUCAAUUGCUAAUUUGCAGAAUGCAGGCAUAAAGAUAUGGGUCCUAACCGGCGACAAGCAGGAAACUGCCAUCAACAUCGGCUACUCCUGCCAGCUGCUUACGGAUGAACUUGCGGAUGUCUUCAUCGUGGACGGCAACUCGGUGGAGGAAGUGGAAAAGCAGCUGAGGCAGUUUAAGGAAUCUAUUAAGAUAUACAAUCGGUUUCGACCAGGAGGAUUUGAGGCACUUGACCGCUUAAACAGCGACAGCAAUAUGGAUCCGCUGAGCGUGACCAUGACACAAACUUCGGCCUUCAUGCAGGAGACGAACCUACCGCCCACGCCGCCUCCACCGCCUGCCAUUUCGGUGGUUACCUUUAGGUGGGAUGAGAAAAAUAAGGAUAAUAAGGGCGGACCGGACAGUGCUGAGUGCAAUGACUUGUUCGGCGAUGACAAGCGGAGCGAGGAUGGAGGCACUGCCUCCAUUGUGGUGGAUGAAAGUACAGGAUUUGCUCUGGUGGUCAAUGGUCAUUCGCUGGUGCACUGCCUUUCCCCGGAAUUGGAGAACAAAUUCCUGGACAUCGCCUCGCAGUGCAAGGCGGUCAUCUGUUGCCGGGUAACGCCCCUUCAGAAGGCGCUGGUCGUCGAGCUAAUAAAGCGUGCCAAAAACGCCGUAACUCUGGCCAUUGGCGAUGGCGCCAACGAUGUGUCCAUGAUAAAAGCUGCUCACAUCGGCGUUGGAAUCUCCGGACAGGAGGGUCUUCAGGCUGUCCUCUCCAGUGACUAUUCCAUAGCCCAGUUUCGAUACCUCGAGCGAUUGUUGCUGGUACAUGGUCGAUGGUCCUACUACCGCAUGUGCAAGUUCCUCAGAUACUUCUUCUACAAGAACUUUGCAUUUACACUGUGCCAUUGCUGGUACUCGCUCUUCUGCGGCUUCAGCGCUCAGACGGUUUUCGACCCGAUGUUCAUAUCGGUGUAUAAUCUGUUUUACACAUCCCUACCCGUUUUGGCGUUGGGCGUCUUCGAACAGGAUGUCUCGGACAAGAACAGUCUAGAGUUUCCGCGCCUCUACACUCCGGGCUUAAAGAGCGAGUUGUUCAACAUUCGAGAGUUCAUCUAUAGUGUGUUGCACGGUGCCUUCACCUCGCUGGUCCUGUUCCUGAUUCCGUAUGGCGUCUACAAGGAUGGCGUCUCGGCGAACGGAUUUAUUGUGAGCGAUCACAUGACCCUCGGCGCCGUGGUGGCUACCAUACUUAUAGUGGAUAAUACAGCUCAGAUUUCUUUGUACACCUCCUACUGGACCGUUGUCAAUCAUGUGACCAUCUGGGGCAGUUUGGUUUGGUACUUUGUGCUGGACUACUUCUACAACUAUGUUAUCGGUGGCCCCUAUGUGGGCUCCUUGUCGCAAGCCAUGAAGGACCUUACCUUUUGGGUUACCAUGUUGAUCACAGUGAUGGCGUUGGUGGCUCCAGUUUUGGCCUACAAGUUCUAUUUGCUCGAUGUACAUCCGAGCCUGUCGGAUAAGAUCCGACAAAAGUCCCUGAAGAAGAUCCACUCCCGAACUUCAAGUGUUGUCAGGCGAACUGCCUCGUCACGUCGUGGACGUCGCUCCGUACGUUCGGGAUAUGCCUUUGCCCAUCAGGAGGGCUUUGGUCGCCUGAUAACCUCCGGCAAGAUCAUGCACAAACUGCCGCAGGACUUUGCUUUUCCUCUGGGCUUGGGCACCAAGAAAACACAGGUGCUACACAACAACCUGAACUCGGCCGAUGGACCGAACUCAAAGACCAACAAUGUGACUGGCCACCAUAUGGUCAACAACAACACAAAUAUGCGACAGAAUCAAAACCAACACCACUCGUCGAUGGCGGAUAUAACGGCUGAUGGGCGGGGCAAUGGGGGAGAUGAUGGCAGAGGAAGUGGAGGCUCGGAUGAUAUGAGUCCUCGUGCUCCCUGCCAGGACCUGGAUACGAUUAAUCUCUAAGCUUUAGAUGCAGGUGCUGGAUCGGUAGCGGGUUUAGUAACAAACACCAAAAAUUUCAAUGAAUUUAGGUUAGCGGAAAGUAGGAUAAGAAUUAUGUUUCAUUUAAAAACGUUAUCAGUAGUUUUAGAAUUUAGUGAGGGUAUAGUUAAUUAAGGUCCGUGUGAGUGUGAGCCAAAAAAUUGAACAAGUAUUAUGACGAACGCGUGUUCAAUCUCCGUAUUUCUGCUUCUUAAGAGGGUGCAUUAUAUGUUUUUCAAUUGUUUUUCUCAGUAAUUAAGUUAAAAGUAUUUGUACUAGAAACCAGUAAAUUAUCGUACAAUGUCUUAAGCCUAUUUAUUAUUACCCAUAAUCUCCCAUAAUUUCUACUCUAUUAUAACAAGGUCCUAUCCUUUCCUGUGACAAUCCAGUACUAGUAUACCCAACCUCCUAAAAAAAGCACAAAAAUCCCUUUUCACGUAUUUAUAUCAUCGUUGACUGCAUUUAAGAGAGUGAGCCCCCUGAAUGAUGGAUUGAGUGCUUGGUUUUUUUAGGAUGUAGCAUAGGUUAUAUUAGAUUUAUACUGUCUUUGGGAAACUGAAAGUGUACUUAAUUGCUUAAAGAUGUGCUGUGUGCUUAGCCAAUAUAAAUGCGGUACUUACCACCGCUCAGAGUAGCUUAUCUACAAAUAGCUGAACCAACUCUCGUCUCAAAGUCCAAUAUGCUAUAUGCUAUAUACUACCCCCAACAAAGACACAACAACACAUAGAAAGACCACACGUCUGUGUUCCUAAAUUGAGUUAUAGAAUCAAAGCCUACAUUUGCCUUAGAAUGUCCCUUGGGUUGGUUAAGUCCUUUUAGCAGUAUCGGGUUGGUUAAGUCCUUAGAGCAGUAUCGGGUUUUGUAAUAAGGACUCCCAUUAUUAUUCGGUUGUUAAGGAUGGACAUUCGAAUGAGUGGGCUGUGUGUUUGAGCAGUAACAGAGAUUUAAAGUGAUUUAGUAUUAAUGAGCACGGGAAAGUACGUUAAAGUCGCUUUUUAUAUAAAAAUGGGUUUAAGUCAACAGAAUGUAUUGGGUAAAUAAUUUAGCAUAAUAAGAAAAAAAGCUAUUGCAAAUUGAAUAGAUUAAACUUACCUUUAAUGUGCAAAUUGUUGCUAUACAAGACGAAAAGUGAAAGAAAAUAAUUAAACCAAAUAAAGAGAAAA